This is a messenger RNA of Girardinichthys multiradiatus, 1559 nucleotides long. It is a transcript of the gene mogat2, whose product is annotated as monoacylglycerol O-acyltransferase 2. The transcript has 6 exons. The record is from RefSeq and is a predicted model, not a curated record. Lineage: Eukaryota; Metazoa; Chordata; Actinopteri; Cyprinodontiformes; Goodeidae. Gene Ontology annotation, biological process: triglyceride biosynthetic process; diacylglycerol biosynthetic process. Bases 107 to 1114 code for a protein of 335 amino acids. Gene Ontology annotation, molecular function: diacylglycerol O-acyltransferase activity; 2-acylglycerol O-acyltransferase activity. Gene Ontology annotation, cellular component: endoplasmic reticulum membrane.
CGAUGGUGGAAAGGUGAGAAGGACAGACUUUGGACUUCCCUUCCCUCGCUGUCCUUCUUGGACUCAGCAGCAGCACAUCGCUUCGUCUGUCUUCUUUCAUAGAAAAAUGAAAAUUGAUUUUGCACCUGUGGACGUUCCCCUCCAAAGGAGGCUGCAGACUGCUGCAGUGGUGCAGUGGGUCUUCUCCUUCCUGGGUCUGGCACCCACUUGCAUUAUCUUGUUCUUUUACCUACUCUUCACUCGCUUCUGGCUGAUCAGUGUGCUGUACGCCAUCUGGUGGUACUACGACUAUGACACCCCUGCACGUGGAGGCCGCAGAAUUGAUUUUUUGUGUGGCCUCAAACUCUGGCAGCACAUGCGGGAUUAUUUCCCCAUCAAGUUAGUGAAGACAGCUGACUUGGAUCCCAGACACAAUUAUAUCCUGGGCUUCCAUCCUCAUGGGGUGCUGGUGGCAGGAGCCUUUGCCAACUUUUGCACCUACGCCACAAGCUUCCCGCAGCUGUUUCCAGGCCUCACCAGCUACCUGCUUAUGCUACCUCUGUGGUUCAGAGCUCCUUUCUUCAGAGACUACAUUAUGUGUGCUGGUCUGAUUCCAUCUGACAAAGAAAGUGCUAGUUAUGUCCUCCGCAAGAAGCGAGGUGGCAGAGCUGUUGUUAUAGCUGUUGGCGGGGCCCCAGAGGCCCUUGAUGCCCAUCCUGGUACCUUCAAUGUGCUCUUGGCCAAUAAGAAAGGCUUCAUCAAAAUGGCAAUGGAGCACGGAGCACACCUGGUGCCAGUUUUUUCCUUUGGUGAGAAUGAAGUGUAUGAUCAAGUGGAAAACCCCCGAGGGACCUGGCUUCGGUGGAUACAGGAACGGCUGCAAAGCAUCAUGGGUAUAUCCCUACCGCUGUUUCAUGCACGUGGUAUUUUCCAGUAUUCAUUUGGCCUGAUGCCCUACAGACGACCCAUUUACACAGUUGUUGGCCGGCCAAUCAAGGUGGAGAAGAAGCAGAAGCCAACCACUGAGGAACUCGAUGCCCUCCACCAGCUGUAUAUGGACAAGCUCAGCAAUUUGUUUGAUGAGCACAAAGGCAACUAUGGAGUAGACAAGGAUGUCCAUCUGAAUUUUGUUUGAUUUUGAGCUGGAAAUGAGAGGGAAUUGAAUGACUAUUCAUUUGUGAAGUUCUGGUGCUGAAUGGUUCAGAUAGUUUUACGUUUUAAUCUGAAUCAGCUCUAAAUGGGCUUCUCAUUUAAUUCCCAAUGAGUUUAUUACUUACACAUCAGUGCUUCCUCAAGUGUCAGUAAUGGAUUCAGCUACACUGUAAAAAUUUAUUGCAUCUUCUUUGAUUUACAUGGAAAUGUAAGUGUGGUUGGCUGAUAUGUCAUUAGGUUAAAACAUUUUUUCAAACAUUUAUGAAAUAUUAGAUUUCUCAUUGUUUUUUAUAGUCAAUUCAUUUUUUGUAUUUAGUCUAUUGCUAAAAAUUGUUUAAAUCAGUUUUCUUUAAAUAAUUGGUCUAAUGUACAAUUCUAAGUGUAUAUGAUUCACGUGUAAACAUUCAUUAAAGUACCUUGAUCCUAAA